Messenger RNA from Bombus pascuorum, 681 nucleotides. RefSeq names its product NADH dehydrogenase [ubiquinone] 1 beta subcomplex subunit 5, mitochondrial (gene ND-SGDH). Lineage: Eukaryota; Metazoa; Arthropoda; Insecta; Hymenoptera; Apidae. The record is from RefSeq and is a predicted model, not a curated record. The transcript is spliced from 3 exons. The coding region runs from base 47 to 610 and encodes 187 amino acids.
GCUAACAAGACAAGUAGUGCGUUCCGUUUUAUAGUUACAAACCAAAAUGGCUGUCCUGAGUAGGCUGUUGCUUGCAGCUAAUCGAAAAUUAUUUCAUACAAACGGGUUAUUGGGAACAUUACUACGGAAAAACAACAAUUAUGCGUUGCAAAACCAAGGAACGGUAAGACGCAUGUCGGAACAUCGUGUUAUGGAUAUAACUGCGAGUCGAUGGCAAUGGUAUAAAACUAAGGAUUGGCUGCAUUUUUACGUCUUCAUGGGCGUGAUACCUGCUGGUUUGCUCAUAUUUUAUUGUAACGUAUUUAUAGGGCCGGCAACCUUAGAACCAAUACCAGAAGGAUAUAAUCCACAGCCAUGGGAAUACUACAGGCAUCCCAUUUCAAGAUUUCUUUCGAGAUACUGUUUCCCAAACACACAAAUGGAAUAUGAAAAAUUACUUCACAAAGCGAAUACAGUUGCGAACAAGCGAAAAUUGUACAAGUUACGACAAAAAAUAAUAUUCUUGAUACGGGAACACGAGGACUAUAGAUAUUGGAGCUUUAGAGAAACUAAUGCGAAACAGAUAAUAGCAUUGAAGGAAGCUCUAGAUAAGAAUGAACUCGAUAUAUAAUACGUUGUAAGUAACGUAGAGUUAUUAUAAACUAGAAAGAAAAUCGAUUUUACGCAGAAAAUUCAUUAAAA